Oncorhynchus nerka (sockeye salmon) is the source of this 5174-nucleotide messenger RNA. Its product is annotated as liprin-beta-2-like. Gene Ontology annotation, cellular component: presynaptic active zone. Gene Ontology annotation, molecular function: protein binding. The transcript is spliced from 26 exons. Bases 536 to 3400 code for a protein of 954 amino acids. NCBI's taxonomy places the organism in Eukaryota, Metazoa, Chordata, Actinopteri, Salmoniformes, Salmonidae. Gene Ontology annotation, biological process: neuromuscular junction development. The record is from RefSeq and is a predicted model, not a curated record.
AGGAGAGACCAUCGAGGAAAGAGUGAGCAAGAGAGGAAAAGAGAGAAAGGGCGAUACCGUUGAGGAGAGCAAGGGAAUAAGAGAGCGACAGGAAAAUAGAGAGAAGAGAGUUGAGAGUUGGCAUGGUCUGUGUCUCGGCUGACAGAGCCUGUUGCUCUCUUUGGGCUGCCUGGGUCCUCAGUCUCAGUCACAGCAGAUGCUGAGGUGACUGGCUGCUGCAGCAGACGUCUCUCUCUCGCUCUCUCUCUUUCUCACUCUCUAUUUCUAUUUCUCUCUUGCUCUCUCUCGGCGGAAAGAUUUGGACGGUUGUCUCACCACGUCAAGGAGGGGAGUGAGGAGAGGAGCUGUGAGGCUGCAGUCUGGGUAAUAAAUCCUAUCACAACGCAGCAGAGCACCGAGCAACACAUAGAGGGCCAGCUAGAGCCUUUCCUCUCCAGGCUGCAGCUCUCUAGAGCACCACAGCACUAGUCACUCCAUUGCCAGGAUAAGCAACUCAAGAACCCAAAAGAAUCUCAGGCAGCAAUGGGCCGACAACAUGGAAAGUGAUAUUGACUUUUAUAAGCAUUUCACUUGGCUUAAAAGGGUUAACCUCUGCUCCCCGGUGAACAAUGAGAGCUAUCAGGAGCGGCUGGUUCGCUUAGAGGGGGACAAAGAGUCUCUGGUGCUCCAGGUGAGCGUGCUCACAGACCAAGUGGAGGCCCAGGGAGAGAAGAUCCGAGACCUGGAGAGCUCUCUGGAGGAGCACUACCACAAGCUCAACUCCACUGAGGAAAUGCUAAAGCAGGAGCUGCUGAGCCGGACCUCAUUGGAGACCCAGAAACUGGAUCUGAUGGAUGAGGUUUCCUACCUGAAACUGAAGCUGGUCGACAUGGAUGAGGAACAGAACCACAACGACAGCAGCGAGGACCAGCAGAACAAAGCUGAGUGUGUGGUAAAUCUGAUUAGCGAGCUCCAGGAGCAGAUGUGUAGGUUUCAGGAGGAGAUCCAUACCCGGAUCAUGGAGAAACGGGCCAUGGAGGCCCAGGGGGAGAGUGGUGCCCGCAAGGCCUACAACCAAUGCCCCGACGUGGGCUUGGGUGGCUCUGACGUGGAGGAGUUUUGCUGUCGCUGUGGAGGACAGAAUGGCUUCCUGCAAGAACUCCGGUUUCUCAAGAGUAAAGUGGAUGAGCUGGAGGGGGAGAAAUCGCAGUAUGAGAAAAAACUAAAGGCCACAAAGCUGUCUAUCUCUUACUCUCUCCAUGUGUGUUACCAGUCGCUCUUGUCCAAGCUCUGUAGCCUGAAGCUCACUGUAGAGCACACUCAGGUAGAGAAGCAGCACUGGGAGGAGCGAUGGCGGACCGCUCAGGCGGAGAUAGCAGACCUACAGCAGAUGCUGGCUUCCAAAGACUCUGCGAUUGAGGGCCUACAGAGCCAGCUGGUCUCCAGAGGCCCAAUGACCAAUGAGAACCCAGAGAGAGUAGAGGAGGUGUAUAGGAGACAGCUGACAGACAAAUACCAAGAAUUGCAAAGGUUGAAAAUGGGGAUGGAGUCUUUAGUAGCAACUAAUUAUGAGAAAGACCGUCACAUAGAGGAGCUGACUGUUCUCCUGGGCCAGUACAGGAAGAUGAAGGAGGUGAUGGCCCUCACUCAAGGGUCCAGUGAGAAGCUCCUGGUUGGGAGCAGUGAGGAGGAACUGAGUGGGAGUCUGAAGAUGAGGGCUCUCACCCAUAAAGCUCAUUCAGACAUCAUCCGGUCAGCGAUGUCUUCUAGAGGCUCCUCUCCCCUGUUAGUGUCUCCCUCGUCCUUCCAGAAAGAGCUGGACUCCAGCUGCCGCAGUAUCCAGACCUCCCUGGAGACGUCGAUGGUGAUGGUCUCCCAGAGUGAUGCUGGUUGCUUCUACACUGGAGAAUGGUCCCAACAACGGAUGCUUUCAAGUAGCCUGGAGGAGUUACAAAGUGGAUCGUUACCAAAGCAUGUCGUGGUGGGUCAACCAGUUGAACCGGUUUCAGAGAAUCAGCACAUCGAAAUGAACAAAUAUCAGACCCUACCAGGGAAGCUGUCUCGACCUGACAUGAAUGGGGAUCGAGAGCAGUGUUCUACGCCAGACCAGCUGUCCCCUGACGAUAGCGAGGACAGUGAGUUUCACCUAAGAAAGUCGGAGAGACUGGAUGAGUCCACACUGUCAGACUUGUCUCCCCUGUCGUCUGGAGUGGACUCAGGACAGCAGUCCCCUGUCUCUCCAGAGAACAAGAAGAACCACCGGGGCAUCAAGAAGCUCUGGGGAAAGAUAAGGAAGACACAGUCUGGCAGCCUGCAGGGAGAGGACCUUGAACCUGGAGAGUUUAAGAGGGGGGGACUGAGAGCCACCGCCGGCCCUCGCCUGGCCCGGGCCGGAGAGACAUUGACCUCUGUGCGGGAUCUGAAGACGCCCUUCUCCAAGUGGACUCCGGAGCAGGUGUGUUGCUGGCUGGAAGAGUAUGGGCUGGGCCAGUAUGUGAUUCUGGCCCGACACUGGGCCGACAGCGGGCAAACUCUCCUCUCUGCCUCACCACAGGAUUUAGAGAAGGAGAUGGGGAUUAAGAAUCCACUGCACAGAAAGAAGCUGCAGUUGGCCCUGAAGUCGUUCAGCACCAAACUGACAGAGAAAUCGUCUGAACUGGACCACAUCUGGGUCACACGUUGGCUUGAUGACAUUGGUUUACCUCAGUACAAGGAUCAGUUUCACCAGGGAAGGGUAGACGGCAGAAUGCUUCAGUACUUGACAGUGAACAACCUCUUGUUCCUGAAAGUGACCAGUCAGCUCCAUCACCUCAGUGUGAAGUGUGCUAUCCACGUCCUCCACGUCAACAAGUUCAACCCCAACUGCCUGAAGAGAAGGCCUGGAGAUGAGAACAAGACGUCUCCCUCGGAGGUGGUUCAGUGGUCUAACCACAGGGUGAUGGAGUGGCUUCGCUCGGUGGACUUGGCGGAGUACGCUCCCAACCUGAGAGGCAGCGGGGUGCAUGGGGGCCUUAUCAUUCUGGAGCCUCGUUUUAACUCAGACACCCUGGCCAUGCUGCUCAACAUCCCCCCUCAGAAGACCCUGCUGCGACGCCACCUGGCCACCAACUUCAACAUGCUGGUGGGCUCCCAGGCUCAGCAGGAGAAGAGGGAGUUCAUGGAGUCGUCUGGCUACACUCCCCUCAGCACCACAGCCAAAGUCAGGCCAAAGAAGUUGGGCUUCUCAAACUUCGGCCACCUGAGGAAGAAGAGAUGUGACGACUCGACUGACUACAUCUGCCCCCUGGAGGCGGCCCAGGCCCAGGCUCAGCUCCAGGCGGUGGUGAACGGGGCCCACCGGCCCUACUCCGGCUUUAGGGGCCUCAGCCCAAUCCUGGACAGAGACCCAGACAGACGAGAGCAGGUGGGGCUAUACAGCUGAUGAUGUCACACUACUGUAUCUACCUACCCAUCACUACUCAGCUUGCAGCCAAUAACCCCACCUCUGCCUGCCAUGCCCAUCCAACGCUACCCAAAACCCACUCCAGCACACCCACCUCCACACCCCUCACGUGCCAUGAUCUAACACCCAACAACUAAACCUAGCCUGGGGCAUGAGCUGCUUCUGGAUACUUAGGCUGUUUUUACACAGGAAGCCCAAUUCUGAUCUUUCUUCCACUAAUCGGUCUUUUGACCAAUCACAACAGAUAUUUUUCAGAGCUGGGUUUAUUGGUCAAAAUACCUAUUAGUGAAAAACCCUCCUAUGUUCUCUGUGGAUCUACAAGCCUAGUGUUCAGCUGUGAUAUAUCAGCCAGAGGUGUCAUGUACCAUUAUUUUAGAGGUGGCACGAAGUAUGUAAAGAUGUACGGGUGGUGUCCCCCUGGAAGUUGAAGAAUUUUGCAAUUUUCAAACACCUGAAACAGCUUUUUCCUGGCAUCUAGAGCCAUAAUCAUUAUACCUAAUUCAAUGUUAAAAGAAAAAGACAGUUUUUCUGCAUCGGUUAUCUAAAUAUACCUCUUUACCUGUUCAAUUGUAAUUUGAAUGAGGGUGUCAUUCUGACUGUUGUAAAUCCCACACCUCAAUAUAUUGCACUAACAUGCCUAUGAUGUUAUUUCCAAAUGACAACACAGCACGUGGGAUCAUAACAGACAUCAGCAAUACAGGAACAUAUCAUGGCAUCCUAAUUACAACACAAAUAACAUGAUAUUAUCAUAAGGUGCCAGAUUACAUUUAAACCAAGUCUUUUUCUGCAUAUCUAAGCAUACCUCAUGAGCUGUCAGUAUCCUCCUGACUGGCGCUUCGUUUUUUUAAAGAAAUGAAAUGUGCUUCUGUGCAUAAAUCUGGGUAAAAGACUGAAGGAAUUUGAGUCUUAUUCAGUACAUUUAGUAAUUGCUUGCAUUUCCAAAAUUUGGCAACCUUGCCAGCAGGCAUGGCAUCUAAGAUAGUUGGACAAGCUACUCUAACUUGAUUGACAGCCCGAAAUGGCUUGAUUGCUUGUUAUGAGGUUGGGAGACCGGGAACCAACUUCAUAAAAUUGUAAGUUGACUAGUAAUACAGGGAAACAACAAAACAUUUUAGUUUUAUUUAUUCAUUAUUAAGAAUGAAUCAAUUGGCUACAUAGCUUGAUCAAAUUCAUACCAUCUGCAAAAUACUGCUUAGAGAUAUUUUUUAUAAAUAAUUACGACAAAAUGUGUGCUUAAAAUUGAAGUUUAGUAAAUCAUUUUACAUGUUCCCUUGUGCCCCAUAUGAGCAUGACGCUUCUGAUAUUAUCACAUCAGCCCUUUAAUGCACUAAGAUUAUACCACUGACGCAAACAACAUUGUGCAUAAUUUUAUUGAUCCUUUUAACACACAUAUUUGAGAUUCACCUAAUGGUAUUGAUCCAUUGUUUAUAAAAUGUUUUUCUAACCAGUAGAAAGCAAUGUUGCAUGUUUGUCAGACAGUUGUGGAAUGAACUUGUGCAAUAUUUGCAUAUGGAGGUAUAUAUUUUUGUUGGUAAAUUGAAAGAAGUACAAUGGAAAGUACAAUGAGAUUGUGUAGCUGUGUACAUUUUGACGGAAUCCAGAUUGUGAGUAUCAUGCACUGUUCUUUACAAAUGUGACUGUUAUAAUAUUUUUAUAGUUAAAGAUUACGCUUCAAUCAAGGAAGCCCUCUUGUUGUCAUUAAUUGUAAAUAGUACUAUCCAAAUCCGUCAAUAAAAAUCAUAAGUGUGAUAAA